AUGUCAACUAAAGCCAUAACCCUUCCGUCCAGGAAACUGGACGAGUUCGAAGAGCUCGUGUACGAUUAUACAGCGCGAGUGGGCGUGGGUAGCGAGGGAAGAGUUCCAGCGCUUACCCUUCUCUCAAUAAAGCACUGGGACAUCGAUGCCCGCAAUUGUAACCUCCGCUUCGAAUCCGCAACGCGCGGUCCGCCGGCUACAGUCUCAUUCCUGUUUAAAGUUACUCCUGCGCUGAGCAAUUUCAUGGGUAAUCUCCACGGAGGUUGUGCUGCUACUUUGAUUGAUGUUCUAUCGACGACUAUCUUGUUGGGUGUUUCCGAACCGGGCAAGUUCGCUUUCGGAGGUGUUAGUCGCAAUCUCAAGGUGACUUAUCUGCGACCUGUACCUACGGGGACUGAGGCGCGUCUUGUCUGUGAGGUUAUUCAUGUUGGGAAGAGGUUGGCUUUGCUUCGGGCUGAGAUUCAGAGGGCGGAGAAUGGGGAUAUUUGUGUGAUUGGUGAACACGAGAAGGCCAAUACCGAUCCGGAGGUGACGCAGAGGAUUUGA
Messenger RNA from Penicillium expansum, 546 nucleotides. Its product is annotated as PaaI family thioesterase. The record is from RefSeq and is a predicted model, not a curated record. Bases 1 to 546 code for a protein of 181 amino acids. Gene Ontology annotation, molecular function: fatty acyl-CoA hydrolase activity. The transcript is spliced from 2 exons. Lineage: Eukaryota; Fungi; Ascomycota; Eurotiomycetes; Eurotiales; Aspergillaceae.